AUGAAAAAAGAUGGUCAUGAAGGACUGGAAGUCCAGUCUUGUGGUUUUUUGACUUCUAAAACCCACAGGCUGGGCUGGUUGAGGUGAAGAACAUAAAACUUAAAGAAAAUGAAACUCUGAAGAUGGCCUUAGUAAGAAAAGGGAUAUGUAACAAAAAUGGCAUCAUUAACAAGAGCCAUCAGUAUUACUACCAAAUUCAACAACAGGAAUUUGUUACAGACAGAACUUGGUGUGAUUUUGUAGUACGAGGGAGCAACAAUGAAUUGUUUCAGCAAAGAGUACCUUUUAAUACA
Messenger RNA from Porites evermanni, 293 nucleotides. The record is from the annotation of a GenBank genome assembly. NCBI's taxonomy places the organism in Eukaryota, Metazoa, Cnidaria, Anthozoa, Scleractinia, Poritidae.